Molecule: messenger RNA, 402 nt
Organism: Naegleria lovaniensis
Lineage: Eukaryota; Heterolobosea; Eutetramitea; Acrasida; Naegleriidae
Exons: 2
Coding region: 1-402 (133 amino acids)
Source: RefSeq, a predicted model, not a curated record
AUGCCAACUCUCAAAUUGAUACUAGUCGAAGGCAAGAACUUACCAAUUGCCGAUUUGAAAAGCAGCGAUCCAUACGUGAAAAUGAAAACCGAAAGAUCAGAAGUAAAAUCAACAACCAUCAAACAAAAUCAUCUUCAUCCUGUGUGGAAUGAAACCUUUACUUUUGAAAUUGAUAACCCCAAGAUGAGUUCAAUGGAAUUGAAAGUUUUUGAUUGGGACCGACUCAGUGCCGAUGAUGAAAUUGGACAGUAUAAAAUCAUGUCCUUCUCCAACUUUAAAAAAGGUGUGGAAAAUGACUUGUGGCUGAACUUGACAGUUCCAUCGUCAGCAAAAGUUUCCGAUCCAACACAACCUUCUCAACUGCACUUGAAAAUUGUUCCUGUUGAUUUUGGAAAAGAAUAA